This is a messenger RNA of Fusarium redolens, 1948 nucleotides long. Its product is annotated as glycoside hydrolase superfamily. The transcript is spliced from 2 exons. Lineage: Eukaryota; Fungi; Ascomycota; Sordariomycetes; Hypocreales; Nectriaceae. Gene Ontology annotation, biological process: glucan catabolic process. The record is from RefSeq and is a predicted model, not a curated record. Gene Ontology annotation, molecular function: beta-glucosidase activity. Gene Ontology annotation, cellular component: extracellular region; cell surface. Bases 441 to 1772 code for a protein of 443 amino acids.
GUGCGAGAAGUAUCAAGCAUUGAGAAACAGUGAUUAAAACCAGUAAAUGAUACAGCGAAAUGGGAAAUCCGCAUUCAGCCAUCGGUUACUACAAGACAAGGACUAUGAUUUCUAAAUGUCUUUACUUUACGAAAUCAGCUCAUCCUUGAGGCAUCAGGAGUACAAGUUGGAAUGCCCGCUUACUGAAUGGCCUCGACCUUCCGCAAUGGCAUGAUCCGGGGUACUUUAAUGCAGCUUAACGGGCCGAAUAAGCCCAAUAUCCUGAUCAGCUGGGCCUAUACAUUAGAGUAAAGGAUAUAGAUGGCGAGAAAGCAGGUUGGGACAAAUAAGCGGAAUUUGAAAUGAUCGGCAUCAUGCGAGGCUGAGACGAAUAGCCUAUAGCCUGGAGAAAGUACUCCGAGUAUAUAUCUACACUAACUAUCCUUAUUGAUAGUGUUGUUAUGCUUGUUCUCAUCUCCUCGUUUGCAAUUCUCAACAAGAUGCAUUAUUCUACUCUUCUUCCCUUGAUUCUCGCUGGCUCAGUCUCAGCAUGGCUUCCCCAUGAGCGUGACCUAGCUGCGUUUAACCAGACUGCUCGUCACGAACAACUUGGGAAGCGAUUCAAGCCGAGUUUGCCCAGUGGUGUAACAAAGAUCCGUGGUGUCAACUUUGGCGGCUGGCUUGUCUGUGAGCCCUGGAUGCAGCGAGAUGAAUGGGCAAACGUCCUCAAGUGUGGCGACUCUGUAUCCGAGUUCGACUGCAUGCGCGAUCAUUACCUAGGAUCCAACCGUGAGACUGGCAACAACCGAUUUGAAGAGCACUGGAAGAAUUGGAUCAACCCCGCAACCGUACAGUCUGUCCAUGACGUAGGACUCAACACCAUCAGAAUUCCAAUUGGAUACUGGUCUUAUACCGAUAUUGUCGACAAAGCCAGUGAGCCCUUCGCUGACGGUAACCGCAUGCUUCCUUACCUCGAUGCUGUUGUCCAAAAGGCUGCUGAUCUUGGUAUCUACGUCAUCAUUGAUCUUCAUGGCGCUCCUGGUGGUCAGCAGGAAGAUGUUUUCACUGGUCAGAACAACAAACCUGCUGGUUUCUUCAAUGACUAUAACUUUGGUCGUGCGCAGAAGUGGCUUGCUUGGAUGACGAACCGUAUUCACACAAAUUCUGCUUACUCUACCGUUGGUGUGAUCGAGGUUCUGAACGAGCCUGUUUCUCGCCAUGAUGCGAAUAACCGCUAUCCUGCACCCGGCGAGGACCCUGGCUUGAUUCAGAAGUACUACCCUGCCGCCCUCAAAGCCGUUCGCGAUACCGAGGCCUCUCUCAAAGUCCCUGACAACAAGAAGCUUCACGUUCAGUUCAUGUCCAGCAAAUGGGAUUCCGGAAACCCCCGCUCCGUAUCCUCCGUAGCUAAUGAUCCCUACACUGCUUUCGAUGACCACAAUUACAUUGGUUUUGCUCUCGGUAACGACAACGGCGAUCAAUAUAAGCUCAUGCACAGCGCUUGUACAGACUCACGUGUUGUAAACGGCCAGGACUUUACUUUCACUGGUGAAUGGAGCAUGACUUCCAAUGCCGAUUGGCAUGAUAAGAAUUUCUUUAACAAGUUCUUUACGGCUCAGCAGCAGCUUUAUGAGAAGCCUGGUAUGGCGGGGUGGAUUUACUGGACUUGGAAGACGGAGACGAAUGAUCCAAGAUGGACGUAUUCUUAUGCGACUUAUCUGAAUUACAUUCCUACCGAUGCUGCUGGUCUGGAGAAGAACGUUUAUCAGGACGUUUGCGCUGGAUACAGAUAAGAUGCAUACUGUCGAAUCCUCAAAUUCUGUCAGUAUUCUGUUCUUCAUCGGGCUAAUCAGGGGGGGAUUCUUCCAUCCUGAAGUCAUUUUUAUCAAUAAAUCAUCAUUCUUCUACAAGAAACAUUGAAGUCUUCUUAAUAUUGAAAUCCAAUGUGUCCCUUCUACUGAAAGUCAUC